AUGGAUUAUAUAACGCAUCUCGCCCCCAACGCUAAAACCAUCAUCGGUGGAGACUUCAAUGCUAAACACCCUCUAUGGGAACCUGGUGUAGGUGCUGCAAACCAAGGAUCACAGCUUGCGCACUGGGCGGAGGCACAAGGGAUGGAAUACCUGGGUACACCAGGGCUAGCAACGCAUGCGCGGGGCCAUGUACUAGAUCUCACGUUUUCAAAUGUCCCUUUUGCUUUUACCGAAGUACGCGACGAGCUGCACUGUAGCUCCGACCACGUAACCCAAGUUACCACUCUAGUGAACCGAGGGGCGCGAGAUCUGGUGCAGCACCAUUACCGAGUGCGGGACUCAGAUUUAUGCCAACUUAACGGGCUAAUGGCAAAUAGGCUUGCUCAUAUGAAAGGAUUGGAUAUAAAAACCAAAGAGCAAAUCGAUCAAUGUGUCUAUGAGCUCACUGACGCGUUGGAAGACUCCAUUCGGAUAGCUGGCAGACUUGACCGCAAGACAGGCAGAGCAUCACCUUGGUGGACAGAGAAGUGCGCAGAGGCUCACCGCGAGCACGUACAAGCAAGGAACAGCUUGGAACCGGACCGAAGGAUGAGAGCUGCGCACACAUUGCGUAACACAGUCCGUAAGGCAAAGAAGGACUACUGGGCAAUGCGCUUGGAUGGAGUAAAGGACGACAAGGAACUGUACCAGGUCAUUGGGUGGCAUAAGCUCACCCCGGAGAAUACUAUGAAGGCUCCUCCGUUGAUUAUCGAUGGACGAGAAUACGUUGAUACCAAAGAGAAGGCUAGUGCGCUGUUCACUGCGGUGCUCGAUCGAUUCAAAGCCGAUGACGAUUUGCCUGACGACCCCUUGGAAGGCAGCACGCAACGGGGCCCACUUCCGUGGAAGAGAAGGAUUACCAAAGAGGAGGUCGAGAAACAUGUGAUUGAUGUUUCAAGCACGUCGCCGGGGGUAGACCGGGCUACGGUCCGACUGCUCAAAGCAUGCUGGGAUAGUGUCAAAGCACCAAUCCACGAGAUAUAUGACUCCUGCUUAGCACUAAGUUACUAUCCGGAUGCUUGGAAACUUGCUGAGGUGGUCAUGCUGCCCAAAGUCGGGAAGAAGGACAAGACAUCUCCGCGAUCAUGGAGGCCCAUAGCUCUGAUCUCUUGCAUAGCCAAGGGGCUCGAGAGAUACAUAGGCAGUCAAAUCUCAUGGACCGCGCUACGGCACAACGUGGUCAGCUCACAGCACUGCGGAGCGCUUCCCAAGAGGUCAGGCAUAGAUCUACUGGCCGCUUUUACACAUGAGGCAGAGCUUGCACUUGACGCAGGGAAAAUAGUGUCACUAGUGACUAUGGACGUACAAGGUGCUUUUGAUGCUCUGCUCAAGAGACGGCUGCUCAAACGGAUGCUGAAACAAGGAUGGCCCACCUCACUUCUCAGGAUGAUAGACUCGUUUCUCACAGGAAGACGAGUCAGGAUCAGGCUGGAAGGGGUCAUAACGAAGGAGUAUCCGGUAGCCUGUGGAACUCCUCAGGGCUCUCCACUAUCCCCAAUUUUGUACAUGCUGUACCUGGCUGAGCUUCUCAACCGAGAUAAAGACACACAGUUCGGGUAUGCAGAUGAUAUCAGUAUUUUUCACUGCUCAAAGGACUUUUCUACCAAUGCGAAGGUCCUACAACGACGCGUCCGGAAAAUCAUCAAGUGGGGUGAAGAUAACAAAAUCUCAUUCGCGCCCGAAAAGUUUGAGCUACUCCACAUAACUCGGAGGCACACAACCGACAACCCGCCGUUGGUAGUCAACCGGGAUUUGGUAAUCACCCCUGUCCCAAUUGCAACCACUGCAAAAACGACACCAACAAUGCGAUGGCUAGGGGUGUACUUUGACAGACGAUUGUCCUUCUUACAACAUGUCAAAGAGCGAACGACCAAAGCUAUGAAGGUGUCUGCUCACAUCAGGUCGAUUGCAAGAACGGUUCAUGGGCCGCCAGCGUCAUAUCUAAGGAAAGCGGUGAUCGCUUGCGUGCUUCCGGUAGCGCUCUAUGGAACCGAGGUUUGGUAUGCAGGCAUGACCAAGCCCGGUUUAGGUCAACACGGGCCUGAUCGCUCCAUGGACAUGAAAGCACAUUUGAAGCUGAUAGACAAGGUCAUCAACACUGCCGCACGAGGCACGAUACCAGUAUACAAGACCACGCCGAUAGUCGCGUUGAUCAAGGAAGCAGGUCUCCCCUCAGGGUGGGUGGCGUUGGAGAAGGCCAAGCUCAGGUUCGCCCUCCGGCUCCAGACAGUCGACUUUAGAAACCCUUUGAACGAUGGGUCGAUAGCCAGCACCAUGUUGGGUACGGCUACGCGAUAUACCAUGGCAGGCAGAGAGUAG
Molecule: messenger RNA, 2358 nt
Organism: Sclerotinia sclerotiorum 1980 UF-70
Lineage: Eukaryota; Fungi; Ascomycota; Leotiomycetes; Helotiales; Sclerotiniaceae
Exons: 2
Coding region: 1-2358 (785 amino acids)
Molecular function (GO): catalytic activity
Source: RefSeq, a predicted model, not a curated record